Molecule: messenger RNA, 2532 nt
Organism: Candida dubliniensis CD36
Lineage: Eukaryota; Fungi; Ascomycota; Pichiomycetes; Serinales; Debaryomycetaceae
Gene: SEC34
Product: Golgi transport complex subunit
Exons: 1
Coding region: 1-2532 (843 amino acids)
Biological process (GO): Golgi organization; autophagy; cytoplasm to vacuole targeting by the Cvt pathway
Cellular component (GO): membrane; COG complex; cis-Golgi network
Source: RefSeq, a predicted model, not a curated record
AUGACUAGAGGUAGAAGCAAAUCAAUUGUACAAAAGAUAGCCAAUGAUGUACCGAAACUCAACAAUUCAGAAAAUGCUUUAGAUUACUUGCUAAAGGAAAAUGGUGGUGAAAAUAACCUUACUCAUACCUCUACUACUUACAAAAUGUCACGAUCCAAGUCUCUCUCACAAGAGGGUGAGAAUAAAAAUAUAGAGCUGGAGAAAGCCCGUGUUGUGGAAUCAAUUACAUAUCCAUUUACUAAUGAUGAAUUCCAAAAGAUUGAGUAUGACAACAUUAACUCGUACGACUACGAUACCAUUUUGAAGCCCAGAGAUAUUUCGCAUAUCACAGACUUGCAAUUGGAUAAUAUUUUGAAUUUUAAAAGUAUGGUCCAAAGAAAUAAAGUUGAAAUUGGAUUGUUUGUUAGUGAAACAAAUGAAGUUUUGUCUAGUGUCGAAACGCUUUUAUCGAAGUACAACAGAAUCUCAAAUGAAACUCUUGAUUUCGACAGAAGGGCCAACGAGCUAUUGGAAUUGCAGAACCUCAACCAGACAAAAUACGACGAAAUCAAUAGUUAUUUGCAACACUUUGAGCAAUUGGAUUUUAUAACGAAAAAUUUGUCUAGGUCAGGAUCUCAUUUGUUGAGCCUGAAAAGAGAGUUUUUCAUCGAUGUAGUUUUAAGCAAGCUUGACACUGCAUUGGACUUUAUUGCUCAACAUCCACAGUUUAAGGAAUCUGAAAUAUAUGGCAGUAGGUUCAGACAGUGCAUGACUCGUGCCUUGACGUUGAUCAAAAACUAUCUAAACAAUGAGUUGAAAUCGGUUGCCGAUUCAAUAAAUAAAAAGUUGCACCAAAAUAAGUUGGAUUCACAUUCUGUGAGUUUGACCAUUGAUUUAUUGAUAUACAAUGAAUAUAACAGCUAUUUGAAAUACAAUCAGAGCAAUUUCAAUCAGUUGAUUUGUGAAAUGCAAAAAAGAGCUCAUGACCAUUCAGAAUACAACGGGUUGAUUGAAGAAGUCUUGAACAAAUAUUUUGAGGAUAGGUUAGUAUUAUUGAGACAAUAUAUUGAUAAAACAUCGAGCGUUAACUCGGUAUUUACUGGCAGCAAUUUCAAUUUGGUUCAGACUUGUCAAGAUCAGAUAUAUUAUUUUGAAAAGUUAAUUGAAAGAGAGUAUUUGUUGUUCAACAAAUUCUUUGUUCCUGGACAAUCGGCUGAUUAUAUCGAAAGUGCAUUUUAUGAGUUUUUGAAGAAAGUUUUGGAACCUUUAUACGAUGCCGAGAGACUACUUGUUUUAAAAGAGCUGAAUAUUGGUAGUUUGUGUCAAUUGACAACAUUGUUGCAAAAGUACUACGAGUUUGAUGACGGCAAUUAUAGAAGUGACGGGUAUUUAGAAGAUGCAAACAGCUCAGUUGUGACAAAUGGGAAAUCUAUCAAGUAUGGAGUUUUGUUCCAACCGCUACUAGACGAGGCUCAAGAAAGGUUAAUCUUCAGGGUACAGAAUUACGUUGACAACAAAUUGAUGCAUUUCAAACCAAGUGCUCUGGAUUUAAAAAUCGGAAAUACGUUGAAGCGUUCUUCAAAUGUAGAGGACAAAAUAAGCCCUUUGGAUGUUGACUACGCUGAAAAUUUGUUUCCUGAUUUGUAUUUGCCAUUAGGAAAAUCAUUGACAUUGUUGUCCAAUAUCUACGAGCUAAUUAACUCAAUGGUUUUUGAUGAUUUGGCACAUUAUAUUGUGCAUGCAUGUAUUGAGCUACUCAAGGGCGGGUUCUUACCUCUCGCAAUAGGCCACAUGGGCCCUGUCGAUGGGCAAUUAGUUUAUCUUAGUAACUUGGUUAUUUUGAGGAAUCAAAUCAACAAUUUUGAUAUCCAAUACACCAGGACUGACUACACAAUUGAUUUCACAAGCGGUUUGAGCGAUAUUUGGCAGUUGAUAAAGGAUCGGAAUUUUGGCUUUAACAAUCGUGGUAUUUUAGAUUUGGCGUCCAAGGCAGCACCAAAAAUUAUUAACAAUAUGAUAGAUGCCAACUAUGAAAUAGAAUUUGAGCUUAGAAGCGCCGUAACUCAAUUUAUCGAUGAGUGCUCGAGAACAAUUUGUUAUCCAUUGUUGCUGGACGAUUUUGAUUCUGGUAACCUAGUGGCCGUCACGUCUGCAUUCAAAGACAAUUUGAUCUCGAACAUUCCUGUCUAUUACAGUCGUAUUAAGCUGGUGAUUAGAGAUCCUGUUGUAACCCAAUUUUUAAUGAGUAAUCUAUCCGGCUUAUUGGUUGCAACCUACGAAGACUUCUACAACAAAAUAGAUGAAAAACUGGAAACGAUGGAUGUUUUGCUGAAAGAUCAGCUAAACGAUAUCAUGGAUGUGGAUACAACCUAUGCAUUCAUAACCGAUAUGAUAGUACAGCUUGGUGAUGAUAGUGAGUUGAAAAGCAAGGCCAACACUCCAGAAUUCAACGAGGAGAUCUUAAGUAGUCUACAGCUCGAUGAACCCGUCCCUGCAUCUGAUUUGGGCAGUAAGCCAGCGUCCCCAAAAACAGGACUUGUAGAUCCACAAUAA